AUGCGCGAGCCUCUGUCACCGAGCCCGCUGCGUGGACCGCGCCCGCCUCGCGGCGCGCGUGGACUGAACCAGGCUGCACAGAUUGCAGCCGAGCGCGAGCCGCUGCGGCAGGGUGGCGUGCCGCUCGACCAUGCCGCAGACAGCGACCUGGAGUCGGACUCGGGCGAGCUCGUGCUGCCAGAGGACAUGCGCGCGAUGCGCGCGCGCGCUGCCGAGGCAAGACGCGUACGCAUGGGCCCGCGCGCUCGCGAGUCUCAGAGCGCGAGUGACACGGUCGAAGAACUGAUCCGGGCAUCGAGUCCGGAACCGUCGACUGCACCGCCGGCACCCCGGGCGGGAGGACGGGCGUUGCCGCGCGUACCCCACACGGCGCCGCGCAUGGAGCCGGCACCGGCGCUGCGUGCAGCGACACCGACGCUGCUGGGGCCCCGCGCAAGUAUGGCGCGGGAUGGGGAUGAGGACGUGAUGCGCCGUCCUUCGCCGAGCUUGCCGGGCGGCCUCGGGCCGGUGCUCACACGGGGGCGUGGUGCGGGGACGGACGUGCGCGAAGGGCGCAGCGCGUCGGUCGACGACAGUUGGCGUGCAGAUGCGAGCACCACGCCGCCAGGUCACCCGGCGCCGGUGUUUGCGGCAUACCGUGCCGGGGUGCCGAGCGCGAUGCAGAGGGCGGCAUCGGCGGGCGGCGUGCGCGCGGUAGAGGAGAGUGCCGCACCGGUCCCGCCCAUGCCUCUCGGGGCCGGUCCUGUGCGCCAAGAGGCGCGUGCUGGCGAUGAGCCGGCCGGCCGCCAAGAAGAGCGCCGUGUGCCGGCCGAUGAACACAAUGGGCCGCCGGCGCCGCGGGAGCAAGCAGAGUCUGCUGAGCCUGGGCCUGCCGAGCAUGCACGCCCGGCAGCUCCCGAGCCUGCCGAGCCCAUGCGCAGGCUCUCGGAGCCCGAGCCUGGUCGGGAACCCGCUCCUGAGCCAGCUCUUUCCCCUGAUCUGGCCGCUCCCCCAGCGCCCCCGUUCGCUGCGCCUCCGACCCAGACGCGCUCCGAGCCUGCAUCGCGUGCCGAUUCGCCUGUGCUCGCCGACGCGCGGACGCAGACGCCGCCUGUCGCGUCGACACCUCAUGCCGAUGCCCAGCCGCGCCCCGAGACGCCCGAGAACCAAGAGGUGCCUGGCGCAUUCCCUGCGCCGCCGCUAGUCCCGUUUGCGGUGCCGGAAACGUCUACGGCACGUACGCAGCAGGGCGGGCCAAACGGCCGCAUGACACGUACGAUGCUGGCUGCGCUCUCGACGCAGACGCGUAUCCCCGGCAACCCCGUGCCCUCAAUUUACGGCCUGUUUUCCGACGAGCCCGCGCCGACGUCCUUCCGCCCUGCUGGCGCGCAGCGCAACUGGCGUGAGGAGGAAACGCCGAGGCCCGAUGCCGGGCGUAUCCCCCCUGCGCUCGCCGAGCGCGUGCUUAGCAGUGGUCCCAGCGUGUCGAAUCUGCAUCCCACCUCGGCCAGCCUGCUCCUCUCGCCCGGGGCCGGCGCGCGGAAGACGGCGGCACAGCUGCGCAAGAGCGCCGUGCAGCCCGGAUCGGUGACCUUCCCUGCCGGUACACUGAGCCAUCUCGGCGACGGCGAGGCGCCCGAGGCGAAGCUCUCGCACAAGUUUGAAGAGAACAGCAUCUACUCGUUUUCAUGGACCAUUGACAAGCUCGACCAGUUUGUCGACGAGGUGCAGCACGGGCGCGAGGAGCACGAAGUGUGGUCAAUGCGCCCCCUCUUUGGCGCCGAGCGCUGGCGCCUCGAGCUCAGUCGACGGCACAAGAAGAGCGAACACUCCGUGUCCAAGAAGCGCCCCGAGUGGGUGCUGCAGCUGACGUGCCUCGGGCUGAUGGGCCUGCCGUUCCACGCCGAGCUCCCCACCGAGAUCAUGCUGGGCCUGCGUGUGCCGCGGAUGCAGCGUGUGCCGAGCCUGCUGUCGAGCGACUAUCUCUGGCGCAAGUUUCUGCCGUGCACCUUUCACCAGAAAAAAGACACGCUAGUCUUUUCCGCGUUCCCCCCCCUGGCCGAGUUGCUGGCGGACAGCGAGCUGAGCGAGCGAAACGCGCUAGAGCUUGUCGUGCAGGUCGCAUGCGGCCCGUCGGUGCUCCCGGAGCGUGGCGAGGAAAAGAGCGGCGAGAUGCGCAUGCCGUUCGAGACGCCCGACAGCGUGCAAGUGCCGCGGAGUCUGGUGCAUUCGCUUGCGAACCUGAUCGACGACGCCAGCACUGGCGAUCUCAUGAUUGUCGUCCGCGAAAAAGGGCUGCAGCAGCGCCCCACCGACGAGCUCGCGCAGAGCGUCGGCCUCAAGACUUUUGUGCAGCCGUGGCCGACCGGCACGCCGAUGCCCGACCAGGGCGAGUACGAGCCCGAGGUCUUUGUGCGCGACCGAGUGCUGUGGGCGCACGCGGCGGUGCUGCGUGCGCGCAGCGAGUUCUUCGCGACAAUGCUCGAGUCGAGCUUUAGCGAGAACUUGCAGUACGACGCGCCGACGAGCGGCCGCGGGCAGAGCUGGCGCCGCCCGUACCGCCUGCUGCGUAUCCCCGACGCGGACUAUGUCACGCUCUACUGGUUCCUGCGCUACCUCUACACCGGCGAGGUCCAGUUCCGCACCGACGAGGACAUCGAGGCGGUGACGCUCGACGACCACUGGAUCCUCGGCCAAGAGGCCGCAUCGAGCCGCCCCGAGUGGAAGUGGAAGCCGGUCGAGACGCUCGACGAGGACGAGAGUCUCGCGUCCUCGCCCGAGGACACGAGCUUCUCGCGGCACUCGCAGCCCCCCGCGCUGCUCAAGAGCGCCGCGGUGAACCCCGUGCUCUCGGACCUGCACUCGGGUCGCCACGUCGAGGUCACGACGCACACCGACACCGACGGGACCGUGCACCCCCGCGCCGGUACGCAGACGAACCGCGGCCGCCAGCGCUCCGUGUCGGCGGCGAGCAGCACACCGUGUGCGUCCGACCCUCAUCCGCACCCCCCCAUGCUGCCGGUGCCGCCCGCCUCUGCGCUUGCGCUGUACCGCCUUGCGCACCGUUACGACCUCCUCCCCCUGUGCGAUUUGGCCACUGCGCACAUCAUUUCCCAGCUUACGCCCCAAAACGCGGUCAACUACCUGCUAUGUACGGCGCUGUUUGAGCAGCUGCAGUAUGCGAUCCAGCAGUACAUCUUACAACACCCCAAAGAAGUCGGCUCGAGCCCCGAGUUUGUGCACUGCUGCACCCAGGUCUCCAACGGCGAAUGGGGCCCCGCGGCGGGCCAGACCAUCGCGUCGCUCAUGCGCAUUUUGCUCCACAAGAAUGGCGCAGCAACUCCUGGUACAUAA
Messenger RNA from Malassezia japonica, 3333 nucleotides. RefSeq lists its product as uncharacterized. The transcript is spliced from 2 exons. Gene Ontology annotation, molecular function: ubiquitin protein ligase binding. The record is from RefSeq and is a predicted model, not a curated record. Gene Ontology annotation, cellular component: cytoplasm. Gene Ontology annotation, biological process: proteasome-mediated ubiquitin-dependent protein catabolic process; regulation of proteolysis. The coding region runs from base 1 to 3333 and encodes 1110 amino acids. Lineage: Eukaryota; Fungi; Basidiomycota; Malasseziomycetes; Malasseziales; Malasseziaceae.